AUGGCAAAAGCGAAAGCGAAGGCGCCCGUGGCGACGCAGUUCAAGCGGCUUGGAGCAAAGAAGCAGAAGCGGAAGACCCGGAGCUCAGUGGAGAUUGCUCGGCCAUGGACGACGCCGCAAUUUGAGGAACUGGCCAAGGAGGAUCGUGAUAUUGUGCUGGAUAGACUUCAGAAGGAGGUGGCUGAAGUACCGACCACUCUUAGCCGUACAGUGCGAGGCGUGAACCAAGUGGCCCGAGCAUUGGCCAGACGUGAAGUCAAAGUGGUGGUCUUCGCGAACAAUCCUGAGUCGCUGGCGUUCGGCCACCUGCCGCUACUCUGCAGACUGCACCAGGUGCCUAUUUGCGUGCUCCAUUUGUCAUCCAAGACGUUCGGCAGGAUCUUUAAGCUCAAGAGUAUGGUGGCCAUCGGAAUUAGAGCUCCACCGCUGCAAAUAACAGAAGCAGAGCAGAAGAAGAUCGAUAGUAUCACAAAGUUUUUGAUCUCCAAGGCCAGUAAGCGGACAUCGUGA
Phytophthora infestans T30-4 is the source of this 510-nucleotide messenger RNA. RefSeq lists its product as uncharacterized. Gene Ontology annotation, cellular component: fibrillar center; nucleolar ribonuclease P complex; ribonuclease MRP complex. The coding region runs from base 1 to 510 and encodes 169 amino acids. The record is from RefSeq and is a predicted model, not a curated record. Gene Ontology annotation, biological process: tRNA 5'-leader removal. NCBI's taxonomy places the organism in Eukaryota, Oomycota, Peronosporomycetes, Peronosporales, Peronosporaceae. Gene Ontology annotation, molecular function: ribonuclease P RNA binding; ribonuclease P activity. The transcript has 2 exons.